UUCAUUUUUCAAUAUGCAAAUUACAGUGUUUUAGUAACAAGGGGUUUUGAGGUACUCAUCAAUGGAGAACAGAAAAUUUGUAGUGAAGGAACUCCUCAAGGACAAGAAACUCUGGUUCGCUUCAUUCCUCAUUGUCUGGGCUGCUGCUCUCCAGGGGCACAUGAUGUGGUUGCAGAGGCAAGAUUCUUUCAAGGACAAGUUUGGAAACCUAAAUGAUGAAGGCACAGAUCAACAGGAGCUGGCAGAUAAUCAAUGACCUCGUAGUACUAGAAAAACAGUAGAGAGCAAUACUGGAAACGGUACCACAAAGAGAAGCUUCAGUUGCUUACUACUCACAGAUGAUAGAUAAACAGGAGAAACUAUUGGCCUCCACUUUUUGGAUCCUGAACUCUCAUUAGUUACUUCAAUGUACGUUUUAUCAGACUCUCAAUCCUCAGGUCUCUUGUUUAUGAACUCACGUUUGGUUCGUCUUAUGGUAUCAAUUACCUCUUCUAAGAUGCUAUGAAGUAGUCUACUUUUGAUAUGUAAAUGAAGGACUACAAUGUUCUGCUAAACCAACAUUUGAUAUUGUAAUCUUAUGUUUUGGUUUAUUUAGAGAAAGAAGAGGGAUUCUUCUUUGCUCAAGGUGAUUCACUUUGUAAUAACUAAGUUCACCCUUUCACAAAAUUGACAGAAUUGUUAUUUAAUGAUAUGUUCAUUC
Messenger RNA from Solanum verrucosum, 700 nucleotides. RefSeq lists its product as uncharacterized. NCBI's taxonomy places the organism in Eukaryota, Viridiplantae, Streptophyta, Magnoliopsida, Solanales, Solanaceae. The coding region runs from base 62 to 256 and encodes 64 amino acids. The transcript is spliced from 3 exons. The record is from RefSeq and is a predicted model, not a curated record.